UAUAUAAUUAAAACAAUUUUUAUUAAAUAUUUACAUAGGUAUUAGGUACAUUAAUAUUAUUAGAAACUUUUAAUUCCACUUAAUGCAGUCAUUUUAUGUUAUUAUUAUUAAUAUUAAAUUAAUGAAUUCAAAUUAAAUUAUUUAUUCCAAAUAUUUUUAAAACUUUUAGGUACCUAUCUACAUAUACAUAUCAACCUAUUACUUAAUUUUAAAGGAAAUUACAAUUUCCUAUGGGCAUUCAGAUAAAUUUUAGGCACAAUGUUGAAAUUUGGCAAAAAAGUUAUGCUCAACUAAAUGAAACAAAUAAGAACAUAAGAUCUCCAUUCUUCCAUCUCCUUCAUGUUCGUCUGCGUUGGAAAUUUCAUCAUCGGUCAAUAAUCAAAAUAUAGUCCAACCUCAAAGCAUACCUUCAAAAAUUGUAAAUUUUGAACUAUGUAACAUAUUAAACUCUACUCAAGGUGCUUUGAUAGUUGAUUAUUACAAAAGUCACAAUUGUUUGAAUGAUCAUAUAAGAACUUUAUUAGUUGAAAUAAUAAUCCAAGAAUUAAUAACAAAAAAAAUAUUAAUGUCCGUCACAUUGGCAGAAAAUAUUGCAAACCAAAUACAGCAACUUUUUUCAUCUGAAUUGAAGGAAAAUUAUUUCAUAAAAGAUCAUUCAAGACAGCCAAAAGGAAAGAUAUACUGUAAAUAUUAUAAUACUAUGAGAACAUUAAAAACAAGCGGGUUAAUCUUAAAACAUACAGAAAAAAAUGAAUUAAUUAAUAAAACUAAAAAUAGUAGUUUUAGUAGAUGGACUACUAAUAACUAUGAACCUGAAGAAGAUAUACAGUUAAUCUUAAACCAAAUUAAGCAUGAUAACUGUAGUCUUCCAGAACUUGAGCGGCAUUGGAGUUCAACUGUAAAUCACAGGUUAAAUGACAUUCAAAAGGCCACAACAACUCAGGAAAUAAUAAAAGAAUGGAAGAGCUAUGAAAUACCAAUGGGCUAUAAAUUAGUAUGUAACAUUUGUAUUUUAAAUUAAAUUAUCACAUUACAUGCGAAUAUUAAGUUUUGUUAACCAUGGUCAAUAUUACAAGUAAAUAACAUUGUGAAACAUAAGUAAAUCAUUAUAGAGCAAUAUAAGUUGGUAAUAACUAAGAAGUUAA
Messenger RNA from Acyrthosiphon pisum (pea aphid), 1145 nucleotides. RefSeq lists its product as uncharacterized. NCBI's taxonomy places the organism in Eukaryota, Metazoa, Arthropoda, Insecta, Hemiptera, Aphididae. The transcript has 3 exons. Bases 566 to 1021 code for a protein of 151 amino acids. The record is from RefSeq and is a predicted model, not a curated record.